GCCAGCUGUGAGGGGAGCAGAGGAAAACAGCUAGAGUACUAAAGGGACAAAGAACCGCUGCUUCACAUCUCAUACUCUCCAACAGGUUGGAAACCUCAAAGUCAGCGUCUUGGAAAGCGUCUACUUCUUGUUCUUCGUCUGUCAAAAUCACUUUCUUUUCCUUCCUUGUCCUGCAUAAUGCUGCGCCCAGUUGCCAUCCACUGUCUCUUGUCCACCUUGCUGUGCAUGUGGGCGCUGUGUAACGGCCAGUCACCCUCUAGCCCCCCUGUAAUCCAGCUACGUCUAGCCGGGGAGAAGCGGAAACACUACGAAGGCCGGGUGGAAGUUUUCUACAAUGGAGAGUGGGGGACGGUGUGCGAUGAUGACUUCUCCAUCACUGCUGCCCAAGUGGUGUGCAGAGAGCUCGGCUUCAUGAAUGCCGAGUCCUGGUCACCCUCUGCCAAGUACGGAAGUGGAGAAGGCCGUAUCUGGUUAGACAAUCUGCACUGCACUGGUGGAGAGAAGACCCUGGCUCAGUGUCACUCCAAUGGCUUUGGAGUGUCGGACUGCAAACAUUCAGAAGAUGUCGGAGUGGUGUGCACCCAAAAGCGCAUUCCAGGCUUCAAGUUCAUCCAGAACCAGGCCAACAACGAUGAGGGUUUAACGGUGCAGGUGGAGGAUGUGAGGCUUAGGGCCACUUACUCUCAGAGGAAAAGGAUUCCCAUCACUGAGGGCUUUUUGGAGGUGAAAGACGGAGGAAAAUGGCGACAGAUCUGCAAUGAGGAGUGGACAGAGAAGAACAGCAGGGUCAUCUGUGGCAUGUACGGCUUCCCCGGAGAGAAACGCUUCAAUCCCCGACCCUACAAAUUGCUGGCCACGCGUCGUAAGAAGAACUUCUGGGGUUUCUCGGUCAACUGCACAGGCAACGAGGCUGACCUGUCCGAUUGUAAGAUGGGUGGAGAGAUAAAGCAGAAGGGCAACAGCACCUGUGAGCAGGGCAUGCCUGUAGUGGUCAGCUGUGUGCCUGGACGUGCCUUUGCUCCCAGCGUCAGCGCCGGCUACAGGAAGGCCUACAGGUUGGAGCAACCCCUGGUGCGUCUUAGAGGCGGAGCUAUGAUUGGUGAGGGGCGAGUGGAGGUGUUGAAGAACGGGGAGUGGGGGACAGUGUGCGACGACAACUGGAACAUUCGAGCUGCCACUGUGGUGUGUCGAGAGCUGGGGUUCGGUAGCGCCAAAGAGGCCUUGACUGGCGCCCGACUGGGACAAGGGAUUGGGCCGGUCCACAUGAACGAGGUGGAGUGCUCUGGGUUUGAAAAGUCACUGACUGAGUGCUACUUCAACCGUGAUGCUGUGGGCUGCAGCCAUGAGGAAGACGCAGCAGUCAGGUGUAACGUUCCUGCCAUGGGCUUCAACAAAAGACUCCGGUUAAAUGGCGGCCGUAAUCCUUAUGAGGGCCGUGUGGAGGUUCUGGCAGAGAAGAACGGCUCUAUGGUGUGGGGCACAGUGUGCAGCGACAGCUGGGGGACCAUGGAGGCCAUGGUAGUGUGCAGACAGCUGGGCUUGGGCUUUGCCAGCCAUGCUUUCCAGGAAACAUGGUACUGGCAAGGAGAUGCCUCGGCUGAUGCUGUUGUGAUGAGUGGAGUGAGAUGUUCAGGAACUGAGCUAACUCUGGAUCAGUGUCUACAUCACGGGAAACACAUUCUCUGUCCCAAAGGUGGUGGACGCUUCGCUGCGGGGGUCUCCUGUACUCAGACGGCCCCAGACUUGGUCCUCAGUGCCCAGGCUGUGGAGCAGACCACCUACCUGGAGGACAGACCCAUGUACGCUCUGCAGUGUGCCCAUGAGGAACACUGUCUGUCCAGUACUGCCGACAAAGCCGACCCCAGCUCCUACCGGCGCCUUCUCCGCUUCUCUUCCCAGAUCCACAACAAUGGCCAGUCAGACUUCAGGCCGCGGGCCGCACACCACUCCUGGAUUUGGCACGAGUGUCACAGACAUUACCACAGCAUGGAGGUUUUCACCCACUAUGACUUGCUGACUCUAAAUGGCACUAAAGUGGCAGAUGGACACAAAGCCAGCUUCUGUCUGGAGGACACUCACUGUGACGAGGGUAUCCAGAAGAGGUAUGCAUGUGCAAACUUUGGGGCACAAGGCAUCACAGUUGGCUGCUGGGAUACCUACAGGCACGACAUUGACUGUCAGUGGAUUGACAUCACAGAUUUGAAGCCUGGCGACUACAUCUUCCAGGUUGUGAUAAACCCCAACUAUGAGGUUGCAGAAUCAGAUUACACCAACAACAUUAUGAGGUGCCGCUCCCGGUAUGAUGGACAGCGAAUAUGGACAUACAACUGUUAUAUAGGUGGCUCACGGAGUACAGAAACAGAGGAAAUGUUCCCUGGACUGCUGACCAACCAGCUUUCACACAGGUAGACCAAAGAUGGACAUCACAGACGGAUGGACAUUAGGGAAGCGUAUAUUGAUAUUUGACAACCACUAGAGGGAGCUGUACUGUUUUGGUUUCCUUGGAGCCGUGCUAGAUUGUUGUUGGGUUCAGCUGUACAAAAGUGUCCUUAUCGCUUAGUUUCUUAGUGCCUUUAUUGUCAGUAAAAUGUCAUUUUUGACCUGGUGCUUACUGGGAGAGACUUCAGGGAGGGUUGCAGCCAAAUAACUUAUUAAAUUAACUGUGCCAAAGAUUUCAAGAGUUUGGGAAAAGCCUCAAAACAAGGCUGCGGUCGAAUAGUAAAAAUAAAUGACCUCCGUCUUUUCCUAACUACUUUUCCUUGACCUUGAUAUAAAAUGUCACACGGUCAAGCAAAGAUGUGAAUGACCGUUCAUGAAAGACAACUGCGGUGCUCCGAGAAUCCAACAGUACACUAGGCUACGUAAUCAUGCGACGGUGGAUGUUUUGACGUGGGUCGGCUGUGGUGAAAUUGCAACGUUCCAAAGAUGGACUACUUAUAGCGCAUCUAAGAAACUACUUGUUUUAUGCAGGCUCUAUAAAUGUGGAAAACCCAGUGAAAAAUACUACUUCAUUACCAAGGUUGGAAUUGAAAAAAAAAAAAAAAAAAA
Perca fluviatilis (European perch) is the source of this 3048-nucleotide messenger RNA. It is a transcript of the gene loxl2a, whose product is annotated as lysyl oxidase-like 2a. The transcript has 14 exons. Gene Ontology annotation, molecular function: protein-lysine 6-oxidase activity; copper ion binding. The record is from RefSeq and is a predicted model, not a curated record. The coding region runs from base 178 to 2409 and encodes 743 amino acids. Gene Ontology annotation, cellular component: membrane. Gene Ontology annotation, biological process: peptidyl-lysine oxidation; sprouting angiogenesis. Lineage: Eukaryota; Metazoa; Chordata; Actinopteri; Perciformes; Percidae.